AUGCCCGAGGAGGACGACUGCGACACGCUGGUGUCGGACCUGCUACAGGUUAAGAAGCUGUUCGCAAACAACCAUCUAAGCGACGUGCUGUCGACCACAGGAGACCACCUCAUCCCCGCACAUCGGCUGGUGCUAUCGCUACGUAGCGGCGCGUUCCAGGCGGCAUUACUGAGAGCUAAAAGCAGUCAAGUGCCGGGUCAAGUGCGCUUCCCACUGAAGAUCCACGUGCAGGACACGCCCUAUCAUGUGUUUCAUUCGCUUCUGAGAUUUUUGUACACGAACGAGCUGGGUGCCGACGGAGAAGAAGGAGGCAAACAACGAGACCGAGAGGAAUUCUGGCAGCAAUUACUGCGAGCAGCGUUCAUGUACUUGGUGCCGUCAUUGGUGGGCAUUUGCCGAAAGCGACAGCUGCAAAAGAAAACGUUGGAUGUGUUGGUGUUUAUGGACGCGGUACUGACGACGAACCCUCUGACCGCUAGACGAAGAGAACCGCCAGAUUCGAAUACGAUAACCCCACCAUCGUCGCAGAAUGGACGUCGAUUAAUUAAUGAGGCAGGUGACGCAACCAACUCUGUGCUGUCACGGUGUACGAAAGCGGUGCAUGAAUUACAGAGUAUGUGCCUAAAGCAGCUCCAGCACAUGGAUGAAGCUGCAUUUGAGGAGUUAUUGCAGAGUGACACAGGGCGACAAUGCUCGACAGAGAGAUUGUGCGAAAUCUUGAGAAUGCGAUCAGAUACACCACUGGUUGUGGCGAUCCGAUAUCAACUUGGUCGUGUAGUAAAUGAGCUGUUGCGACGCGGAGAACCAUUGGAUCAAGUUGGGGACGAUGGGGCUGAUUUACCGCUUGUUGCAGCAAUAAAGACUGGGAACAACGCGAUCAUUCGCCGCCUGCUUGUCGAUGAAAGCGCACCAUUCUUCCUUCUCACCGACAAGGUUCCGUUAAUGUUUUUGGCCAGCGCAAGUGGAAAUGUGCAGCAUUGCGAGAUUCUAAUCGAACAGAACGCCGCUGAUGUAAAUCUGAUCUCGCAGUUGAAAGACGGAGACAAGGAGAUUACAGCUGAGUUCGGACAUCAACAGACACCACUGCAUGUAGCCAGUCGAAAAGGGCACAGUGAAGUGGUGGAAUUAUUGUUACAACAUAAUGCAGCGUCCAACUUGCCUGACGAGGAAGGAAACACAGCGCUGCACUACGCGUCAAACAUUGAAACGGUUGAAGUGCUGCUGAACAGUGCGUUUAGAACGAAUGCCAAUAUUCCAAACAGACGAGGACGGACACCACUACACAUUGCUGCCGCACGAGGAGACGUUGCGGUGGUUGCAUAUCUAAUCCGCCAUGGUGCAGAACAAGAUAUUGUGGAUGAUCAAGGGCAGAACGCAUUCCACCACGCUGCUGCUAACGGCCACACGGCGGUCACUCUUGUUCUGCUUCACGAGAACGAAGCUGCUAUGCGAGAAGAACCUAGCGGGUUUGAUAUCAACAAGGAGGACUUGAAAGGCAACACCGCUCUUCACCUCGCUGCUAUGUCGCCAUCCGAGAGGUGUCAGAAAAUGCUACAACUGCUGCUGGAGAAUGGCGCUGAUCCGAACCGAGCAAACUGGUUCGGCUACACUGCGCUACAUUUAUUUUGCUCUCAUCAAAACGGACCGGCGUCUAUUAUCAACGCAUUUAUUGAACACGGUUCAAAUAUUCACGCCCAGAGUUUAGAUGGUAGUACAGCAUUACAUCUGGCUGUGGGUCGAGGAAGCCAAGAUGUUGCAGUCGCACUGGUAAGUGCUGGCGCCUUCGUGCACCUGCUGGACGCAGCGGGUCGCAGCGUGGUGGAUCUCGUGGAAAACACGAACCAGGGAUCGAUGCUAGUACCAGUGUUGCGCAAUCUGUCACAUCCACCCGAGUGGGUUGGCGACGAGCAAACCACCGAGUGCUCAUCCUGCCACACAGCCUUCCGACUGGCCAUGCGCAAACACCAUUGUCGCCACUGCGGGCGCACCGUGUGCUACAACUGCUCGAGCAACAAGAUCGCCAUCCCGAAGUUCCAAGUGCUUAAGCCCGAUCGAGUUUGCGACACUUGCUUCGACGUAUUGUCCUUCCGGAAGUUGCUGUAA
Molecule: messenger RNA, 2103 nt
Organism: Phytophthora infestans T30-4
Lineage: Eukaryota; Oomycota; Peronosporomycetes; Peronosporales; Peronosporaceae
Product: myosin-like protein
Exons: 5
Coding region: 1-2103 (700 amino acids)
Molecular function (GO): metal ion binding; protein binding
Source: RefSeq, a predicted model, not a curated record